UGCUGUUGUUUAUGGUUUGAACUUGAUUUUUUCUUCUUUUUUCUUUGAUUUUUACCAACAACAACAACAACAAUAUUAUCGAUCAAACGAAUUUAUUUCUUCAUUAUUUCAUUUUUUUUUAUCGAAAUCCAAACAACAACAACAACAACGAAAAUGUCUUGGAACAAUAAUAAUCGUCAUCAUUAUAAUAAUAAUCCAUAUUAUAAUAAUCAAUAUCCACAACAACAACAACAACAACAGCAACAAUUUAAUCAAUAUAACCUUCCACAUUAUCCAUCGUAUCCACAGAAUCAACCAUAUAUGCCUAACCAAGAAUGGUUACGUUCCGUAUUUGAUAAAGUUGAUAAAGAUAGAAGUGGUCAAAUAUCAGCUAAUGAAUUACAAGGUGCAUUAAGCAAUGGAACAUGGAAACCAUUCAAUCCUGAAACCGUUCGAUUGAUGAUUGCAAUGUUUGAUAAAGAUAAAACUGGUUCAAUUAAUUUCGAAGAAUUUUCUCAUCUAUGGCGUUAUGUAACCGAUUGGCUUAACUGUUUUCGAUCAUUUGAUCGUGAUAAUUCUGGCAAUAUUGAUCCAUCCGAAUUACGACAAGCAUUGACAACAUUUGGCUAUCGUUUUACCGAUAGUUUUCUACAAAUUCUAAUGAAACGUUAUGAUCGUGAAGGUAAAGUGGCCAAUGACUAACUUUUGAACUUCGUUUGUGUAAAAAAACCCCUGAAAAAUGAAUUAGAAAAUCAUCACAUCCAUAUAUUGUUCAGUCAUCUUUUUUUUCCCACCACUUGAAACUAAUCCAGUAGCAAUCCCCCAUUUGUAUAAUUUCUAUGUUUUUUUUCGUCAUUUUGUUUCAUAUACUGCUUGUCAUUCGAUGAUUCUGUAUAUCCUCCUCUAUGCUAUGCAUGUUUUACCCUUUUUUUGCAUGAAUUUUUUGACUAAAAAUUUUUUAUUCAUUCCAUUUGUUUUUCCUUUUAU
This is a messenger RNA of Dermatophagoides farinae (American house dust mite), 966 nucleotides long. Lineage: Eukaryota; Metazoa; Arthropoda; Arachnida; Sarcoptiformes; Pyroglyphidae. The record is from RefSeq and is a predicted model, not a curated record.